AUGGCGGCGGAAAUCUUAAAUAUUCAACGACAAAUUAUUUUUGAUGAGUCAAUUGCGCACUAUGAAGCGCAUGCUCAUCUCCCGUAUGCUUCAUCAACAUUUAACAACAGCGAUGAAAUAAGAAUUGCUGUUCAACAUCAAGAUUUGUGUCUACUUCCAAGUAAGAGUACACUACAUGUGUACGGAAAAUUCACAAAGUCUGAUGGUACAGCUGUAAGUGCAACUACUCACAUGGUAAAUAUGACAGUCUGUCAUAUGUUUGAAGAAAUACGCUACGAGCUCAAUGGUGUUGAGAUUGAUCGUAAUAAAAAUGUCGGUAUCACAAGUCUCAUGAAAGGAUACACAUCACUGAGUCCUGCUCAACAAAAUACACUCGAGAACUCAGGCUGGAUUGUAGAUGAAGCUGUAAACAAAUUACACAAUGACAAUGGCUACUUUGAUGUAUCUAUACCACUGAGUCUUUUGCUUGGAUUUGCUGAAGAUUACCAUAAAGUUGUCAUUACUGCAAAGCAUGAAUUAAUAUUAAUAAGAUCAAAUGCUGAUUUGAAUGCCUACGUUGUGGCCACACCUGCUGCUGGAGCUCAUGCUGAAGCUGUUAAAAUUACGCUGCAAAAAAUCGAGUGGAUUGUACCAUAUGUGACUAUGGCUGAUAAACAAAAAAUUGAAGCUUUGAAUUAUAUCACAAGUGAUCCAGCUAUCUCAAUCAGUUUCCGUGCUUGGAAGCUGUACGAGUAUCCUCUAUUGCCAAAUACUUCAAAGCACAUUUGGGCAGUAAAAACUUCUACGCAGCUUGAGAAACCACGUUUUGUGAUACUUGGAUUUCAAACAGCAAGAAAAAAUGACGCUACUAAAAAUGCCAGCGUAUUUGAUCAUUGCAACAUCCGAGAUAUAAAAUUAUUUGUAAACUCUCAGAGUUAUCCUUAUGGGAAUUUAAACCUCAAAUUUCAUACUACAACAAAGAACCUGAGCCACUGCUAA
Microplitis demolitor is the source of this 978-nucleotide messenger RNA. RefSeq lists its product as uncharacterized. The coding region runs from base 1 to 978 and encodes 325 amino acids. NCBI's taxonomy places the organism in Eukaryota, Metazoa, Arthropoda, Insecta, Hymenoptera, Braconidae. The record is from RefSeq and is a predicted model, not a curated record. The transcript has a single exon.